Molecule: messenger RNA, 2178 nt
Organism: Sesamum indicum (sesame)
Lineage: Eukaryota; Viridiplantae; Streptophyta; Magnoliopsida; Lamiales; Pedaliaceae
Product: indole-3-acetic acid-amido synthetase GH3.6
Cellular component (GO): cytoplasm
Molecular function (GO): indole-3-acetic acid amido synthetase activity
Source: RefSeq, a predicted model, not a curated record
CUCCCACACUCUAUACUCUCUCUCUCUCUCUCUACAUAUACAUACACAUUGCGCACAGUGAGUGAGUCUGUAAAAGUUUGUGUCUUUUGAGACAGAAAGCCCAUCAUCAUGCCUGAGGCACCAAAGGAUCAAACUCAUCAGGAGGGCUGCAGUGUGGCUGAGAACAACAAGAGAAAGCUGGAAUUCAUUGAGGACGUGACCAGAAACGCUGACGAGGUUCAAAAGCGUGUUCUUGCUGAAAUCCUGUCGAGAAAUGCCGAUGUUGAGUACUUGAAGAGGCAUGGCCUCACCGGGCAGGUUGAUCGACACACUUUCAAGAAAAUCAUGCCCGUUGUUACUUAUGAGGACAUCCUCCCUGACAUCAACCGCAUCGCCAACGGCGACAUGUCUCCCAUUCUCUGCUCCCGCCCCAUCUCUGAGUUCUUGACCAGUUCUGGGACAUCUGGUGGGGAAAGAAAGAUGAUGCCUACGAUUGAGGAAGAGCUGGGGAGGAGAUCAUUGCUUUACAGCCUUCUGAUGCCAGUGAUGAGUCAGUUUGUGCCUGGAUUGGAUAAAGGCAAAGGGAUGUAUUUCUUGUUCAUAAAAUGUGAGACCAAGACCCCGGGUGGGCUCCUGGCCCGACCCGUUUUAACCAGUUACUACAAAAGCUCCCAUUUCAAGGACAGACCCUUUGAUCCCUACACAAACUACACCAGCCCAAAUGAAACCAUUCUCUGCCCCGACUCUUACCAGAGCAUGUACUCUCAAAUGCUAUGCGGGCUUUGCCAGAACAAGGAGGUCCUCCGAGUCGGGGCGGUUUUCGCCUCCGGCUUCAUCCGGGCCAUCCGGUUCUUGGAGAAGCACUGGACCCUUCUUUGCCAUGAUAUCAGAACCGGGACACUUAACUCCCUCAUCACCGAUCCGUCGGUGAGGGAUGCUGUGUCCCGGAUCCUCAAACCCGAACCAAAGCUGGCGGAUUUUGUUGAGUCCGAAUGUAGCAAAGAGUCAUGGCAGGGGAUCAUUACUAGGCUCUGGCCUAAUACCAAGUACAUAGAUGUUAUUGUGACAGGGACAAUGUCACAGUACAUUCCAACUCUUGAUUAUUACAGCAACGGAUUACCCCUUGUUUGUACAAUGUAUGCUUCCUCGGAGUGUUACUUUGGGGUCAACCUUAAUCCUCUUCGCAAGCCCAGCGAUGUAGCUUACACCCUUAUCCCGACAAUGGCCUAUUUCGAGUUCCUGCCCGUUUACAGAAACAACAGCAUCACUCACUCCAUCGCAAUCCCCAGAUCCCUCAAUGAGAAGGAACAACAAGAAUUGGUCGACUUAGUCGAUGUCAAACUCGGACAGGAGUACGAGCUCGUUGUCACCACUUACGCAGGGCUAUACCGAUACAGAGUCGGGGAUGUUCUCCGUGUGGCAGGAUUCAAGAACAACGCCCCACAAUUCAACUUCGUCUGCAGGAAAAACGUCGUCUUGAGCAUCGACACUGACAAGACUGAUGAAGUCCAGCUCCAGAAUGCGGUGAAGAACGCUGUCAGCCACCUGAUGCCAUUCGACGCCCGUCUCACAGAGUACACCAGCUACGCCGACACAACAACAAUUCCAGGGCACUACGUGCUCUAUUGGGAGCUCAUCCAGAGCGGCACCAUCCCAAUUCCCCCUUCAGUCUUUGAAGACUGUUGCCUGACAAUCGAAGAGUCCCUCGACACCGUCUACCGACAGAACAGAGUUUUCGAGGCCAUCGGCCCUCUGGAGAUCAAAAUCGUGGAGGCAGGAACGUUCGACAAGCUAAUGGAUUACGCCAUUAGCCUAGGGGCUUCGAUCAAUCAGUACAAGACGCCACGGUGCGUGAAAUUUGCCCCCAUUGUGGAGCUGCUGAACUCCAGGGUUGUUUCCAGCUUUUUCAGCCCAAAGUGUCCGAAAUGGACAACUCCUGGCCUCAAGCAAUGGAACAAUGUUAUGGAUUGACAACUACAGAAGCACCAACUCUGAACUGUUUUUGUGAUGAUUUUAGUAUUAGGAACUUAAUUCUCGUACUUAAUUAACCAAUGAUCAUUUUUAUGUUCUUCUCUUACAUUCUAGUAUCUUUAGCUGCUAUUCAUUAUGGUAGAAUUGAUCUCAAUGAGUAGCCUUGUAUAAAGACAAUCACUUCUGCUUUCUUCCUUCUUUAAUUUAUCCCAAUAGUUUGGCCCAACA